AUGUUUCGCUGUCAUCCUCUUCCCAGCUACCUUCUCCUAGUUACCAUCAUCCUCGCUACCAGCGGGUGUGGAGCCAGCCUAUGCCGCCAAGAUCAGAGCGCUGCCCUGCUCCGCCUCAAAGCCAGCUUCCACUUCGGCAACUCAUCAGCUUUAUAUUGUGGAUGGUUUACGAGUACUCUUCCGUCAUGGAAGGCAGACACCAACUGCUGCACCUGGGAAGGCGUAACAUGUGACGGCACGUUGGGCUACGUCACUGCUCUCGACCUCUCUGAACUCUGCAUCUCGGGUAACCUCAGGUCACCAGACAUCUUUAAACUUACCUCGCUUCGCUUCCUUAGCCUUGCUUACAACAACUUUGAUGCAACUCCGUGGCCACGUCCCGGAUUUGAGCAGCUCCCUGAUCUCAAGUACCUUGACCUCUCUUAUUCUGGCUUGUCUGGUGCUUUGCCCAUCGAGAACGGCCAACUUUCCAAUUUAGUCACGUUGAACCUCUCUGGCCUUCAUCUAAAAGAUUUGAACCUUGAGACUUUGAUUGACAGCCUUGGCAGUCUCCAAACACUGUAUCUUGAUGAAGCCUACAUUUCGGUCAAUCCAACCGAUUUGGUGCCUGCCUCUUCUGGCAAUAAAACGUCAAGUCUCAAAGAGCUAAACAUGUGGAGGUGCACAAUCACUGGUGGCCAUUUUGAUACUUUUCUUACUAAUCUCCUAUUUCGUUCCAAGCUUGCCAAUUUAGUCAUGCUAGGUCUCUCGGACUUUGAUCUUAAAAAUUUGAGCCUUUAUUCCUUGAUUGGCAGCCUUGAUAAGCUCCAAAAUCUAUAUCUUGAUUGGCAUUUCGCCUUGUCCAUAGAUUUGGCUCCUCUUCUAAAUACCACAUCAGGUCUCAAAGAGCUACGCAUGUGGCGGUGCACAAUCACUAGCGGACAGUUUGAUACUUUUCUGUUUGAUUCCAAACUUGCCAAUUUAGUCAUGCUAGGUCUCUCGGACUUUGAUUUUAAAAAUUUGAGCCUUUAUUCCUUGAUUGGCAGCCUUGGUAAGCUCCAAAAUCUAUAUCUUGAAAAUGUAAACAUUUCGGCCAGUCCUACCAAUCUGCCACUUGCCUCAUCUACCAAUACCACAUCAGGUCUCAAAGAGCUACGCAUGUGGGGGUGCACAAUCACUAGCGGCCACUUUGAUACUGUUCUCACUAAGCACCCAUUUCUUUCCAACUUAAUCAUGCUAGAUCUCUCAGUCCUUAACCUUAAAAAUUUGAGCUUCUAUGACUUGAUUAACAACCUUAACAGUCUACAGAAGUUGUAUCUUUGUGCUGUCAACAUUUCAGUAAGUCCGAUCAUGUCGGUACAUUCUUCUUCUACCAAUACAACACCAGGUCUGCAAGAGCUACAAAUGACAGAUUGUGGGCUGACUGGGACAUUCCCUUCAUGGAUAUUUCAUAUCAAAAGCUUGACAAUGCUAGAUGUAUCACAGAAUGAGAACCUAUGUGGAGAGUUGCCUGAGUUCGCAGAGGGUAGCUCUUUGCAAGAAUUGAGGCUUAGUGGAACCAAACUUUCUGGAAAAAUACCAGAGUCUACCGGUAACCUCCAAAGUUUGACUAUGUUGGACCUUUCUGAUUGCCAAUUCAAUGGCACCAUCCCACAAUUUGCUCAGUGGCCGAUGAUUGAAUCAAUUGACUUGUCAGGUAACAACUUAAUUGGUUCAUUACCUUCAGAUGGAUACCAUGCUCUACGCAACCUAACAAGAGUUGAUCUUAGUAACAACUCGAUAAGUGGAGUGAUACCUGCAUCUUUGUUUUCUCACCCAUCUUUGGUGUCUUUAGAUAUCUCGCAAAACAAUUUCACUGGAAAUUUUCUUUUGUACCCCAAUAUAUCUUCUAAUUUGGCAUCGAUUGAUCUUAGUAAUAACAAACUGCAAGGACCAAUCCCAAAAUUACUGUCGGAGCUUGUAGGAACAUAUUACUUGGAUCUGUCGUCAAACAAUUUCACUGGAACUGUGGAUCUAAGCUUCAUAAAGAAUUGCAAGGAGCUCGAUUAUCUAUCGCUAUCCUAUAAUAAGUUGUUUGUAGUAGAGGAAGAUAGCAAUCAUUCCUACCUAGAAUAUCCAUUUAUUUGGGAGUUGGGAUUGGCAUCAUGUAACCUAUCUUCCGUGCCAAAAUUCUUGAUGCACCAGAGGGGUAUUUAUGAUUUGGACCUCUCAAACAACAAUAUUGGUGGACACGUACCUGAUUGGAUAUGGGGAAUUGGAGAUUUCUCUUUUAGUCUUAACCUGUCUCAUAAUCUAUUUACCAGCGUUGAUACAAAUUUAUCAAGUGCAUCAGUAUAUUGGUUUGAUCUAGAUCUCCAUUCCAACAAGAUUGAGGGACCUCUCCCACUACCGCCAAUGGGAACUUACCGAUUGGACUUCUCCAAUAACCGUUUCAAUUCUUCUAUCAUGCCUGAGUUUUGGUCACGCCUUAGGUCAGCCGAUUCCCUAUCAUUGGCAAACAAUAGCCUCAUUGGAGAAGUUCCCCAUUUGAUCUGCAAUGCAACUAAUAUGGAAGUUCUAGACCUUUCUUUUAACAGAUUCAGUGGAUUAAUACCACCUUGUUUGUUGAAAGAUAAUGAUCGUCUUGAGAUACUGAACUUAAGGAGUAAUAAUUUCCAUGGAUCCUUGCCUCAGGACAUCAGCGACCAAUGUGCACUUCAAGUAAUAGAUCUCAAUAGCAACAAGUUGGAGGGAAAUUUACCCGUGCCUCUGAUCAACUGUCACAUGCUACAAGUUCUAGACCUCGGAAACAACCUGAUAGUUGAUACCUAUCCAGAGUGGCUGGGAGUUCUUCCUUUGUUGAAAGUGCUUGUUCUGAAGUCGAACCGUUUCCAUGGUCCCAUUGAUUACGCCGAUGGGAUGAACAAACAAAUGCAUUCCUUCUUCCCAGAGCUACAAGUUAUGGACCUUUCUUCAAAUUCAUUUAACGGUAGCAUUACUGCACGAUUCCUAGAGCAGUUCAAAGCUAUGAUGACGGUUUCUUCAGGAGCUCUGAGCAUGUAUGUUGGAAUUAUCAAAUCAGCAGCAGCAUCUCCAAAUUAUUACAGGGAAUCAAUCACGGUGACGAUCAAAGGGCAAGAAACAACUCUUGUACAGAUACUUUCAGUCUUCAUGUCACUCGAUCUCUCCAACAACGACUUCCAGGGUAUCAUCCCCAACGAGAUCGGCGACCUGAAGUUUCUCAAGGGGCUCAACCUGUCCAGGAACUCUUUUACCGGCAGGAUCCCUCCUCGGAUCGCAAACAUGCUGCAGCUGGAGUCACUUGAUCUCUCCAGUAACCAGCUCUCCGGGGAGAUCCCUCCAGCAAUGGCACUGAUGUCAUUCCUCGAGGUGCUCAACCUUUCCUACAAUCAUCUGUCGGGGAUGAUACCACAGUCCAGCCAGUUCUCGACGUUUCCAGAAGCAUCAUUUCUCGGGAACGACGGGCUGUGCGGGAAGCCGCUGCCACGCAUGUGUGACACGAACCACACACCAUCUUCUGCUGCUGCUACAUCAGGCUCAUCUAAAGAGUUGAACUGGGAAUUUUUGUCGGUUGAGGCAGGGGUUGUUUCCGGCUUGGUCAUCGUGUUUACGACCACGCUGCUGUGGGGCAGCGGGAGGAGGUGGCUAUACUGGCAGGUGGACAAGUUUCUGCUAGAUGUUCUGCGGCCAUGGAUCCGCGGCCUGUUAGAAGUAAAGUUUGUAACGUGUAAACAUGCAUGA
Miscanthus lutarioriparius is the source of this 3720-nucleotide messenger RNA. The record is from the annotation of a GenBank genome assembly. Lineage: Eukaryota; Viridiplantae; Streptophyta; Magnoliopsida; Poales; Poaceae.